CUGCAGGGCGGAAGUGCGUCUGUUUUCCCAGCUGGGAGCUGAAAACAAAACAAGACAAGCAACGACUGAACCAUGAUGGAUGAGCUGGUGCAGGACCUGGUGUCUGCACUGGAGCAAGCCUCUGAGCAAAACAAGUUAGGGGAGCUGUGGGAGGAAAUGGUCCUCAGUCCACUGCAGCAUCGGCGACAGAUCCGGCGGCGCAGAGGUCGGAAGCGCCUUCACGAGUCCUCUGUCUAUCCGGUGGCACGCAGACGUCGCUGGAUUGAAGCCUCUGAGUCCAGCCUGGAUGAGGCUAAAGAAUACAGGGAGAACAUAUCCUCCACCUUCACCACCGCUGUGGCAAACCACAGCGACUCAGAUGAUAUGGCCACCACUGACCACUGGCCUCGUGUCGUCGGCGGCCCUGUCAGAUCCAGACACCCAUCUUGGCCAGAGUCCGAUUCCUUCACCGACAGUAAUCCAGGACAGCCACUCAGAAGACGCAGGAAGGUCAAGCGUAUGACUUCUGACAUGACGGUCAGACUUCAGCAGAAGUUGCAUGAUGGAAAGAAGAGGCACAGGCCAUCUAAGGUUCAGCAUUUGUCAGGAACUAGGAGGAGGUCGAGCAGCUGGACUGGACCUGAGAGACAGACAGAUGGAGGCAGAAUGAUGGGAAAGGAGUGCUGGAAAAGAAAGAUGGCGAAGGAACGUAGAGACGGUCCAGAUGAGAACAUGUCUGAUGGGGAAACCAGCAGCACGUGCAGCAGUGACCCCGGCCUGUUCACCAAUGAUGAAGGAAGACAAGGUGAUGAUGAGCAGAGCGACUGGUUCUUUGAGGGGGACUGCGGAGUCGGCCUGCUGCCCAACUGGGACUCUGACAGUCCACUUUCACUUGAGGAUAGACAAUCCUCCACCAACUUUCUCCAACCUGCACAGCGUGCUGUUAGAGGGUAUCAUUCACGCCCUAAACGAUUGGCUUGCUCUGCUGCCUGCUGCAUCAGGCGGGACAGGAGGCGUCUUCCUAGAAAGAGCAACAACAUGCCGGUGUUUGUGGAAAGACUGAGACAUUUCACUGCAGAUCAUUGCCAGAGAAAAUUCUGGCUGCCUUCUGUUGGGAAUCAAGACAGAAACCAGCUGAACCCUUUGUGCCCACUACCGAUGUGUCCCAGUGACAUGAUGUCAGAAGGUUCCUAUGUCAGAUGUUCCCCUCCAUCCAUCAGAAGCAGGCAGAUUAAUUUCAUUCCGGGGCUGUUUUGCUCGUCUGACAUGCGGAGGAAGAAAGAAACAGAAGCUGUUUUCAUCACAACAUCAGCUAUCAACCCAUUUCAUAAAGAUCAGCAGAGAAAGGAGGCUAAAGGAGGUGCCUGCAGUAACACACCAAACCCUGAAGCAGUAGGACCAAGUACACCUCAGUCUCCUACUUCUGCUCAGCCUGAGAGUUCGUCUUUACUCCAGGGCAACCACGAGGACACUUGAAAGAGGCUUGACAGACCCAUCUAAUUCCUAAAGCGAUUGUGCCUGAGAACGAAAUAGCUAGAACCCCCUUCUACUCAACAAACUUUACAACAAAGAAAGAAAAAUACAAAAGCACAUCAUUAGUCUUCAAAUCAGCAUGUUCCUGCUCGAUCCAGCCCUUCCAGGUAGUAUAUUAAGCAUGACAAAUGUUAAUGCAAUCAAGCCUUGUUAAGCGCUCCGCCAUCUCCUUAAGCAAGAAGGCAGCUUCAAGUGGCUCCUCGUUCGACUCAAGACUUUACUUCUCUUCCUGUUUCCACACUGAGUCUCCAGGCCACCCGCCACUGCAUAAUCCAUUAAUUAUGUCCACUGCCGUAGCACAGCACUUGUCAGCAGGAACCUCGGAAAGUAUGGUCAGUUGAGACUCGUUGACCAGGGGGCGUCUGCUCCACUUUAAGGCAACCAACAAUGGCUGUAAAGCAGCUAGCUCUGAGGGAGAUGAACAUCACAAUGUUUAGCUGCCACAUGCUGUUGCGGGGUUAAGAGAGGCGACCACCGCUGGCGAGCCACACAAAGUACAGGCCUCCUAUUAGCAUGGAUUUGAAAAGCUACAGUUGCUACAAAGGUGCUCAUUAGCACAACACAGAGGGAGCAUAGUCAUGGUCCUUGGAGGGCCGCCUCUGUUCUCAUCAGGUUACCUUCUAUAUUCAAAUUUCCCCAAACAGAUUUAAAGUUCAAGGCUGGCUGUAAAUCUGUCUGAAAAAGCUGUUUUUUUUUUUAGCAAUGCUGGCUGAGUUGCUUUUGGAGCUGGAGGAGCAACAGGAAACAGGAAAGGAGGGUUAUACACAGUAUCUUCAAAACUCCUCUGGGUAUAUACUGUAGUUUCCAAGUGGUUUCAUCUUUAGGAAAUCAAUGGCAGCAUACAGAGGGAACAAACAAAAUAAUCUGAGCAAAGCAAAUAAAUAGGUGCAUAGAAAAGGAUGUGCAAAGCAAUACAAUCAAUUCAACUUCUAGUGCAGUAGCAUUAUCUCACUUGAAAAAUGUAGAAAAUUCAAUCACCUAUAAUGUGAGUACAUUUAUUCAGCAAUGAAACUCAUAUCAAUAUAUUUUACAGCCCACAUUUUUGUCAGUAGGACAAUUUUAGUCUCCUAAAACUUAUCACAUUUUUGGAUCAUACAUACAGAAAGAUCUUUGAGGAUUCCUCUGCCCUCUCCCAAUUUGAUUCAGAGUCCCGAAUGGGUUUUAUGUUCUCUUCACUUCAAUCAACAAGUUUUCUGCAGGUCCAGGCACUGCGGUGCAAAAGAAGAAGGUUGUUUGUGUGUCCGGUGAAUCAAUUCUGUGUUGAUUUGUCCAUAUAUUUUGGAUAAUGUUCCAGCUGAAAGACACAUUGAUGACUCAUUUUUAUUUUUCUGAUAGAGUUCACCAGAUUCCAAUAUAAAAUGUCAUCAUAUUUUAAUGAGUUCAUGAUACCCAGCAUUUUAACAAAGCUCCCUGAAAAUUUAGAAAAGAAAGAGGCCCACCACGUCACAGAUCAUCCACCAUAUUUAGAAGAAAGUAGAAAUAUCCUAUAUUGUCCCUGAGUGGGGAAAUUCAGGAGUACUAGCAGCAGAAAGGUACAGGUAUACGGAAGCCUGCAUGCUCAAACAUGCAUGGUUGAAAAAUAUAAAAACAGAAAGUAAGAAUAAGAGAACCAAGUUUUUAGUCAAAUAUUGCUUAUUACCAGUAAAAACUGCAAGUGUAAGCAGCAUAGCCUGCUAAAAUUCUGAUGAAGUUUUUAACCAAAAGUUAAUCACAUUUUUUAAGGUCUUUUUUAACAGAAAUUCACAACAUAAUCACCAGCUGUAUGACAUGUCUUUUCAGAUAUUUUAAAGCCUUUUUAAAGAGAAGAAUUGCAUUUAAUAAAAUGAGAUUUGCUAAUUAAUGUGAGUUAUAUGUCUGCAAUAAUCUGUGUGAGAAGGAUUUAUAUGAUCAUGCUGGGGAGGGUUGACAUUUAUAAAUGCUGUGUGGGCACACUAUAGUUUAAAUGGAUGCCUCACACUACUUUGCUAGUUGCCGCCACAGAAAUCCGUCAGUGUUCAGAUCUCCGCAAACUCCUCAGCCGCUACUGGUUUCCCUCCUUUUCACAUCAGCAAUGCACCUGGUAAAUAGGAAUUGCACAGGUUAAUGAUCAUUGUAAAACAGAAAAAAAAGUAGCUAAUACAUUUAUAAAUUGUUUUUUAGAGCAGUCUGCUUCUCAGCUGUUUGAGAUGUAUUUACGUGUGUUUUGAACUGGAAGAGCUUUACAGUGUUUGCUUAGUUAAUGGCCAGUGAUUUUUAGUUUUUUCCAUUGUAUGAAAAAGGGCCUAAUAAAAGUACAAGUAACAUUUACCCCAGAAAAAGUCCCUGGAAGAGAAGUAGGACGCAAUGAUCUCAGAAACUUCACACUCAUUUACUAGCGUAAACUUAUUAUAUUUUCUGUUGAUUGUGGAUUAGAAACUUGGAGUAAUUUAUUCUUUUCUUUCAAAGCACAAGAUUUAAAUCCAGUCACUUACAUUGAAUAUUACAACUUUGGGUUGCACAUUGUGAUCUGAAAAAUAUUUUCUAGAAAGUUUCAUUUUCCUCUUGCUGUCAGACCACAAAAGAGAGCUUAGUAGAUUAUCUGAUUGCAUUCAUGUAAUUGAAUAUAAGCACUGAAAGUUCAAAGGCAAUAUUGGUUAUAAAAAACAGAUUUUAUUUAAUAUAAAGUUAACAAAACCACACCUGUUGUUUAGGAUACAUCCAAAAAGUACAACUAAGCUAAGCUAAUCCAAUUUAAUGAUGGUUCCUGUAGUAGACACAGAGCUUAUCAAAGAAUGAUUCCUUGUUCAUGGUAAAGAUUUCUGCAGUGGAAACUCGCAUUAAGAUGCAUAAAUUCCUGCAUGGGUCAGUCAGUAGAUGGGAAACAACACCCCAGCUGCCACAGAAUAAUUAGCAGUCCCCAUAAUGACACCUCUCCCAGACCUUAUGCCUCAAAAUUAAUUUACAAUGGCUCGGAAAUAGGGGAAUGGCUUCCGUAGAGCUAGUCAAUUGUCCUGUUACAGUUAAGGAAUCCGGCAGGCUGGUUGCACUCAUAUUUCAUCCCAGGUAAAGAUUACCUGUCAGGCCCAUGGGAGAUGUAUUGAUCUGUUUUCCUUUUUCUGGCAGCAAUCACCUGACAAAGGCACCUAGGAGGUGAGUGAAUGAGUGAUGCCUGGUCGGCCUGGUCUAGCCCAGUGGUUUCUGUUGUCCACUGAUAGGUUUUAAGCUUAUGAGGAAGAGCAGGAACAAUGCUGUCAUAAACUCUGCUUGAAACUCAUCUGCAUUCCCACAAAGCAGUGCCCUCUGUGACACAGGUCACAGGUCAAAGGGGAAUUAGUUUUUUUUUGCCUCCUUUCUUGUCAGUGGCGUUUGUUCCUACUGUGUACUGUGUACUGAUAAUGAAAAUGUAUGCAAAAAGGCCUCUCUGGUUCCUGCUGACAAUUCCAUGUUAUAAGUCACCUUAGUUCAACUCGCUUUGUAUUUCAGAAGAGAUUCACUUGCUUUGGACGGGCUUCUAAUGAGGAUGGAGCCAUUUUACCCUGACUUUCUGGUAAUCAUCUUUCUCUAUGUCAUGGUUUCUUGGCAGCUAAUGUAUUUAUGUAAUUGCCUUGAUAUAUAACGUAAGUAUUAUUGUUGACACCAUGCAUCUUAACUAAUUACAGUGUAUAAAAUGUGUUGUAUAGUAUUUAUGAUGUGAUUAUUUUACAUCUUAUAACUGAGGAUUUAGGAAUGAGGUCAUUAAAUUUCUUAAUAGAAUUACAUGAUAGAUCGCACUGGAGAUACAUCACCUUUUUAUAUAUUUUUUUUCUAAUUUCAUUUACAAGGAUUUAAGAAAAUCUUGGUGGUAUCAAGGCUCCAAGGCAGCUAUCACAUUUGGAAGGUUGUGCGAGUGGCAUCUUAUCUCUUAAGGCUGUUAUCUUUAUGGAGGCAUGCCUAAUUGCUUUGCAAAUGAUCUAAAGAGGAUUACUAAUCCUUCAGAAAACAUCUGUACCGUAUUACUUCAUGUAAGAGAGACGUUACAAUCCUAAAAUUCAACAUUAAAGAUUUUAUGCAGUAGCUUCCUUUCUGGUUUUAUAACAUAAAGCUCCAGUAAAACAGAUGAAUUGGUGAGUUCUUUAAUGAACUUUGUAUGGCUAUAAGAAAUUGUUGUAAAGCAACUCUAGUUAAACUCAAGUCAUUUGUGUAUUUGUAAUGUCUUGGAAAAUCUAUGCCCAAAACAUUGCUAUGUUUUUUUCCCCUCUAUGUUAUGUGUGUAAAAAAAAUGCCAAUAUUUAUGCAUUUUUAAAUUCAAUGCUGAAUUCAUGUGCAAUAAAUUAGUUUUUGUGAUCAUGUUGGAAUGUGAGUGAGAGAACAGAGGUUUAGUCAGUUUUGUAUUUAACAGCAUUUACAGGCAGUAUUAUGCCUGUAAAUUCGGUCACUUGAUAACAAUAAUAAUAAACAAUGUCAUAAUUUA
Messenger RNA from Xiphophorus maculatus (southern platyfish), 5920 nucleotides. RefSeq names its product G-patch domain containing 2 like (gene gpatch2l). The transcript is spliced from 10 exons. NCBI's taxonomy places the organism in Eukaryota, Metazoa, Chordata, Actinopteri, Cyprinodontiformes, Poeciliidae. Bases 73 to 1455 code for a protein of 460 amino acids. The record is from RefSeq and is a predicted model, not a curated record.